Messenger RNA from Drosophila sulfurigaster albostrigata, 2355 nucleotides. RefSeq names its product wee1-like protein kinase (gene Wee1). Gene Ontology annotation, molecular function: non-membrane spanning protein tyrosine kinase activity; magnesium ion binding; ATP binding. Gene Ontology annotation, cellular component: nucleus. The transcript is spliced from 5 exons. Gene Ontology annotation, biological process: protein phosphorylation; mitotic cell cycle. Lineage: Eukaryota; Metazoa; Arthropoda; Insecta; Diptera; Drosophilidae. The coding region runs from base 277 to 2124 and encodes 615 amino acids. The record is from RefSeq and is a predicted model, not a curated record.
GAUAACAAUGCGAUAUAUGGAAUUCGUGAUCGUGAGGUGGUAAUCGCAUGUUCGAUACAUGCAGGGUUGCACUUCGCAUGUUUAUCGAUAACUGAUCUACUGCGCUUCGCAUUCUUCUACUCUUAAUGCUGUUUUGUGUUUUUGUUUUGUUAUCUAUUAUUUUUUUCUUUGGUAAAUUCGUAAAAAAUUUAUCAACCUCAAGUGCAGUUCAAUCAAACGAAGAUCAUUAAAUUGCGCGUUCGUGUGUAUGUGUGAUUGAAUUAAAGAUACAGCAAUAUGGCAAUGGCAUUUCGCUUGUCCAAACACGAAACGAGCGUCAUUAGUGCAGAAGACACAUCGCUAGAACAUCUCGAUUCAAGUGUUGAAAUGCAAUCGCGGUCACCAUCGCCAGCACCGCUGGUGUUCAAUCCACGAAAGCUGCGCUUUGCCGACGAUGAUUUUGACAAGGAUCAUCCGCAGGAGAGUCCGCAAAAUAUUAAGAAGCGAUCACAGAGCACUGCCACCGCGCAUAGAGAUGUUGAUAUGUCGCCACCAUGUCAAAAAGUUCGUGCUCUGCGUCUGUUCAACACGCCGGCAACACCAAAAACCAUUCUACAGAAAUCUACAAGCAACUGCAAUCAUUUGUCGGCCGUGGCAGCGGCUGCAAAUGCUGCAGCAGCUCGCAAUGAGUUCUCCAAGAUUCCAGAUCGGCCGCGUUCAUUGCCUCUACACAACCAUCGCACGUUGCAGCCACAAGACACCGCUAAUGUGAAUCCCUUUACUCCAGACAGUCUUAUGGCACACAACAAGAAACGCUGCCGCACUCAAUUUGGUCGUGAGAAUCUCAAUGUUAGUACCGUGCAACGUUUUCUACUCGGGGAGCCCAACGACGAGGAUGCCACGUCUCAGGUGGCGGGCAGCGGUGGUUUUGGCAUCGAUGUGGUGCGAGAAAUCAACCAGCAGGCACCGAAAAGAUUGGCCCUACACGACACAAACAUCAGUCGCUUCAAGCGCGAGUUCAUGCAAGUAAGCGUCAUUGGUGUAGGUGAAUUUGGUGUAGUGUUUCAGUGCGUCAAUAGGCUGGAUGGUUGCAUCUAUGCUAUCAAGAAAAGCAAAAAGCCUGUGGCAGGCAGUUCCUUUGAAAAACGAGCUCUGAAUGAGGUUUGGGCUCAUGCCGUGCUUGGCAAGCAUGACAAUGUGGUGCGGUACUAUUCAGCCUGGGCGGAAGACGAUCAUAUGCUCAUACAAAAUGAAUUCUGUGAUGGUGGCAGCUUGCAGGCACGCAUCCAGGAUCACAGUCUGGGUGAAUCGGAGUUGAAAAUCCUGCUAAUGCAUGUAAUCGAAGGUCUGCGCUACAUACACUCUAAUGACCUGGUGCAUAUGGACAUCAAGCCCGAGAAUAUCUUCUCUACCAUGAAUCCAACGGCACACAAAUUAGGCAACAGUUGGGAAACGACACAUUUAAAUGCUGUUCGAGAUGAUGAUGGUAUGGAUAGCGUCUAUGAGGAACUGCGCAGUUCUGAGAAUCUUGUAACGUAUAAAAUUGGUGAUUUGGGACAUGUGACAUCUGUGAAUGAGCCUUAUGUGGAGGAGGGCGAUUGCCGCUAUUUGCCUAAGGAAAUCUUGCAGGAGGACUAUACUAAUCUGUUCAAAGCCGACAUUUUCUCACUGGGCAUCACGCUUUACGAGGUAGCUGGCGGCGGACCGUUGCCAAAAAAUGGGCCCGAAUGGCACAAGUUGCGUCAUGGCGAAGUGCCUGUGAUUCCCACUCUAAGCAAGGAUUUCAAUGAGUUGAUUGCGCAAAUGAUGCAUCCCGAACCCAAUGAAAGGCCCAGCUCUAUGUCCAUCUACAGUCAUCCCAUUUUGAGCGCUGUCGAUUCAAAGAGCAAACUGCAGCUUGGUCUGGAGCUGACAGUGGAGAAGCGCAAGAACGAGAUACUGAUGAAUAAAUUACGUGAAGCAAAGAAACAGAUAAAGCUGCUCGAACAGCGAGUCUCUGUGCUGGCAACAGCAAAUACGCCGGAACCACUUGAUGGUCAGCGGUGCCUGAGAUCUUUUACCAGACGCAUGCGCACGCCGUUUGGAUCGCAUGGCAAAUUUCCAAAUCUCGCGGAUCGCAACAAGAAUGUCAUUACCAAUGUUUAACGGCCAUGUAGUCGAUUUCUUUUUACUGAUUUCCCAAAACUUUACUCUUCCGUAUUACAAAGUGAACAAAGCUCACAUUCUUGUUAUCUUUAAGCAUCUUAUUAUGUAUCGUAGCUAUUAAGUUGUUGCAUUUUCUGGAUUCCCUCGAUAUCGUUUUGUGGGUCGCUUCUAGUACCUAAGUAUUUUCAUUUAAAUAUUCUAAAAGCAAAAAAGAACAAAGAAAAAAGAAAA